Papaver somniferum (opium poppy) is the source of this 2055-nucleotide messenger RNA. RefSeq names its product hypersensitive-induced response protein 1-like. The transcript is spliced from 4 exons. The coding region runs from base 1164 to 1718 and encodes 184 amino acids. The record is from RefSeq and is a predicted model, not a curated record. NCBI's taxonomy places the organism in Eukaryota, Viridiplantae, Streptophyta, Magnoliopsida, Ranunculales, Papaveraceae.
UCAGUUUUAAUUUCUUUAACUUAAAUUGUUUAAAAUAUGUUUCGUUUCUUGUUCUAAAGUUUCUAGAUAGAUCUGUCAAUUUUAUUUUGAUAGACCAUUUCCAUAUCCGAUGUGGUUUGUAUUAUAAGCAUAAACUCUUGUUUUCAUCACUGAGAAUUGUAUUUGAAUGCGCUUUGGCUUCUUGAUUUCAUUCUAUUUUCUUUCUCCUUGUUAAAUGAUUAUGGAUUUAUUGUAGAAUUAUUAGUUAGUUUGCUACUUUGCUUAGAGUUGGAAGAUUCUGAAGGGGGAUGUUUUGGCUUUUUGACACAAUCUUCUUCUUUUUCGGAAGAAACGAUUCUCGAAAGGAAGAAUCACUCCACUCCAUUAAUAUGUAGACGAAAUGAUGCUUGAGAUCACCUUUUAGUAUUCUUCUUCUGAAUAAUGCCUCAAAAACUUCUAAUUUCUUCAUGACUUUCAGUUUGAUAUUUUCUACCUUUAUAACUAGAACAAUUUGGCUGACUUGGAGGUUAGAGAUUUUCUUGUGUCAUUGGCUUGAUUCAAGAAAAUAGCACAUCUUCCCAUUGCCUGUAUUUUAUUUUAAUCGUAAUUGGUCCUUGACAUGGAGUCUUUAUAUUUGGAUAUCAACAGAUAAUGGGUAAUCAAUUGUGUCGUGUACAUGUGAACCAAUCGAGCGUUGCUAAUAUCACCCAUAGGGUUCAGCAGUUGGAUGUGAAAUGCGAGACUAAUACAAAGGUACGCAUACGGAAAAAUCUUGAGCACAUCCGGACACUUGAUAUAAGUUACAGUAUUCAUUCGGAUAUUCUUGACAAUUUUCUUGAAUUUGGGAUUGGGACUGAGUUAUUGACAAUCAGUCAGUAUAACGGGUCAUAGAAGCAGUUAGAUGAACUCCGUGAAGUGUUUUUAUUUGUUUUUCUUUCUUGCGGGAUAAUGUAUUUGUCAAUGUUGGUGCAUCCAUACAAUAUCGAGCUUUAGGGGAGAAGCCAACUGAUGCAUUCUACAAACUGACCAAUCCAAGGGGCCUAAUCCAAGUCUAUGUUUUUGAUGCAAUCAGAGCUAAUGUUCCGAAACUCCUCCUGGAUGAUGUUUUUGAGCAAAAGAAAUUUAUUGCUAGAGCAGUCGAAGAAGAACUUCAAAAGUGGCGUUAUGUUGUUUGACUGCAGGCUAUGUCUGCUUAUGGAUAUGAGAUUGUUCAAACUCUCAUUGUUGAUGUACAACCAGAUGUGAACGUGAAUCGGGCAAUGAAUGAAAUCAAUGCUGACAAGGCAGAGACUAAGAAGAUUAUACAGAUUAAGAGAGCCGAGGGUGAUGCUGAAUCUAAAUACCUCUCUGGAACGGGAUUUGCUCGGAAGGGUCAGGUCAUUGUUGAUGGUCUCAGAAACAGCGCAGUACGGAUCUCAGCUAAUGUUCCCGCCGGGACCUCUGUCAAAGUAACAGGCAAUGGCCUCAGAAACAGCGCAAUAGGGAUUUCAGUUAAUGUGCCCUCCAGGACCUCUGCCAAAGUAACAUGCAAUGGCCUCAGGAACAGCACAAUAGGGAUCUCAGUUAAUGUUCCCGGGACCUCUGUCAAAGUAACACGACACUUUGACACAAUGAAGGAAAUUGGUGCAUCCCCUAAAUCUUCUGCAGUGUUAAUCCCUCGUGGACCAGUUGCUGUUCCUGACAUGGUAACUCAAAUUCGUGCUGCACUACUUCUGAGAUCUUCUGCUCACAUGCCGUAAAUGAUGACUUGGUUCCCCAGCUCUAGUCGCAUUCACCUCAAACUGCAGCAACUAAAGGGAUACCUCUCUUUUUUAAUAUUUAAAUGCAGUGUGUGUGUGUAUAUAUUCAUGUUUCCUUUCAUCAACACUUUGAUUAUCGUGGCCUUUAGAUGCGCAGCACAAUCUAUAUGUUAUGUUUGCAUUUUGGGAUUAAUUGUGUGACUGAAAGUACUGUCGUACUGAUUAAUGUAACAUGGAUAGGUUUAUUCAAGUGUCUAUCCCAUGUUAUUAUUACACCCUGUUGAAUCCUCGUCUUAUAAAGAUGGCGUCGGGAAACAAUACCAAUCUCAGGCAUAGA